This is a messenger RNA of Scophthalmus maximus (turbot), 1868 nucleotides long. RefSeq names its product gap junction beta-4 protein. Lineage: Eukaryota; Metazoa; Chordata; Actinopteri; Pleuronectiformes; Scophthalmidae. The record is from RefSeq and is a predicted model, not a curated record. Gene Ontology annotation, biological process: cell communication. The transcript is spliced from 2 exons. Gene Ontology annotation, cellular component: connexin complex. The coding region runs from base 339 to 1133 and encodes 264 amino acids.
UCAUUAGUGGAGGUAUGUUGGCGCAGCAGCGCUGGUGGGGGGAGCCACACCUGAGCAGGUCGAGCGCCGGGACGACGCAGCGGGCCAACAACUCCGCCCCCUCCCUCCCGUGCCGUUGUGAAAUCUGCUGAGCCUCUCCGCGGAGCGCUUCAUCCAGAGCUCGCUCCUCCGCUUCGACGCCGAACCGCAGCAGCAGCAGCAGCAGCAGCAGAAGCAGCGUUCAAACUCCUGGUAGAUAUCUGAAGUUGGCCUGUGCCAUUUCCACGGAAAGGAGCUUUCCUCGCUUGCCCUGUCUUCCAUCAGCAGGAAGAGAAGGCAGACUGUGAACAACCCCCGUCAUGAACUGGGCAUUCCUCCAGGGCCUCCUCAGCGGGGUGAACAAGUACUCCACCGCCUUCGGCCGAGUCUGGCUCUCUAUCGUCUUCCUCUUCAGGGUCAUGGUGUUCGUGGUGGCGGCGGAGAAGGUGUGGGGCGACGAGCAGAAAGACUUCAAGUGCAACACGGCUCAGCCGGGCUGCCACAACGUCUGCUAUGACCACUUCUUCCCCGUGUCCCACAUCCGGCUGUGGGCGCUGCAGCUCAUCUUCGUCACUUGCCCCUCACUCCUGGUGGUGAUGCACGUGGCCUACAGGGACGACAGGGAGCGGAAGAACAAGCUCAAGUACGGCGACAACUGCCGCCGCCUCUACGAGAACACCGGCAAGAAGCGCGGAGGCCUGUGGUGGACCUACGUGCUCACUUUGGUCUUCAAAAUCGGUGUGGACGCCACCUUCGUCUACCUCGUCUACCACAUCUACGAGGGCUACGACUUCCCGUUGCUCAUCAAGUGCGAACAGAAGCCCUGCCCCAACAAGGUGGACUGCUUCAUCGCUCGGCCCACUGAGAAGCGGAUCUUCACCCUCUUCAUGGUGGUCACCAGCCUGGCCUGCAUCCUGCUCUCCAUCUUUGAAAUCGUCUACCUGAUUGGCAAACGCUGCCGCGAGUGCCUCUCCACGUCCCAUCGCUCUCGCCACGUCGUGACCAACACAAUGUCCAGCGGGAGCAACUUGAUGGAGGCGAACACUCUAAAGGUGGGAAGCGAAAAGACCACCCCAGAGACACCUGCACCCUCAUACAGUGUCGCCAUAUCUUGAGAUACUGAGAAAAACAAGGGCAAAGACUUGACACGAGGAAGGAGAGUUGCUUCUCCUGCACUCCACAGGCACUUCCUUAAAAGACUCGGCAGCGGACAUUUGUCCGCUGAGGGACUGAUUCCUGACUGUUUCUAGGCCUAGACUCAGAGGGAUUCUGGACUACAACGCGAAUGUGUCAUCGAUCUGGAAUGUGAUCACUGUUUUGUUGCUUUGAAUUUUCUUUUUUAACAGAUGAAGCCUUCUACAGCCCUUGCGAAGACAAGAAAAAAGGGGUAAAUUGGCCUCACGUCGCGUCACAUUUAGCCUUAAGUUCAUUUAUAUGAGUCACUCCAUGGUUUGGAGAGAACGGUUUCAUAAACACAUGUGGUUUUCUGUGUAAGAUUUUCCCCCUGCUCGUGCCCAACUUCAGUCUGCCCAAUGUUCAGUGGAGACUGCACUGACUUUCCCCUCUUCACUCACACAUGUUCGGGAAAAUCUUGUUGUAAAUACUGUACUUUACGUAAUUUAUCAAAAGUUUUGACAGACUGUGCUCGUGUGUAUGUUACAGGCCUUCUUUUCUUUGUCGUCUCGUUUCCUCAUUCAGCUAGUGGAGGGCAAUGAAGUCGAAAUUCAGUUUCUUUAAAAACACAGUUGUUCAUAAAUAUCUGUUGUUCUUUUUAUAUUUCACAGCACCAAGGUGCAGCAUGGCUGCAUAGUUGUUAACACAUCUUCAUUAAAGAUCAUGAUUUUCAUGUA